Messenger RNA from Rotaria socialis, 753 nucleotides. The record is from the annotation of a GenBank genome assembly. Lineage: Eukaryota; Metazoa; Rotifera; Eurotatoria; Philodinida; Philodinidae.
AUGGCAAAUACUCGAGAAGUUACAGAUAUGAAGUCAAUCAAUGAUUAUUGUCAACAGAUGACUAAAAAAUUACUUGAACUAGCUCAAACAUUUGCAAGAAAAUCUCGACGGCCAUCGACAAAAUUAACUUGUGAUGAUUUAAUUAAUGCUUUAGAAUUUGAAUUAAUUAUGACUACGAAAAAAUGCAUCUACUAUAUGCGACAUUUUGAAGCACUUCACAAUAUUCCGCCAUGUAAUUUUCGUAUUCCUGAUCCAGAACUAAGUCCGUAUGGUCAAACCCAAGCGUUUGCUGCUAUUGAAACUAUAAAAAAUAUACCAUCGAUCGAUUUAAUUGUCUGUUCGCCAUUAACACGUACACUUGAAACAUCUUUACUUGUUUUUAAAAAUCAAUACCCUUCACCAUUCAUUAUUCAUCCUGAUCUACAAGAGGUUUGUACGGAACCAUGUGAUAUUGGAAGUUCAGUUGAUCAAUUGAAAAUAAAAUUUCCAAGUUUAUCUAAUGAAUUAGAUAUGUUUACACAAACAUUUGGUGACACUGAAUGGCUUGAUAAAAUGAAUCCGGAUAAUAUUUAUUCGCCUACAAGAAUAAAGGAAAGAGUGAAACGUUUACUUGAUUGGCUUCUUAAUCGUGUCGAAAAGCAUAUUUUUAUUAUUUCUCAUGGUUUAAUGCUAAAAGAAUUUUUAUAUGGUGGCAAUGAUCAGAAAUACAAUUUCAAAAAUGGAGAAAUUCGAACAGUUGAAUAUGCUUGUUAA